This is a messenger RNA of Endocarpon pusillum Z07020, 1257 nucleotides long. RefSeq lists its product as uncharacterized. The transcript has 2 exons. Lineage: Eukaryota; Fungi; Ascomycota; Eurotiomycetes; Verrucariales; Verrucariaceae. The record is from RefSeq and is a predicted model, not a curated record. Gene Ontology annotation, cellular component: Ino80 complex. Gene Ontology annotation, biological process: chromatin remodeling. The coding region runs from base 1 to 1257 and encodes 418 amino acids.
AUGUCGAGACCUCGUCGGACAGCAGCAACACCUGCUGUUGUCAAUGUCGCUCAACCAUCAAUCACAGUAUCUCGUUCUCCCUCAAACUCGCCGGAAGAACGGCGUAGGAGCAUCAAGUUGACGGUCAAGAUGCCGUCAAGCAAGCUGAGGGAGGUGACAAGCCAAUCCAGUGUCGGGCGUGUGGCAGUCAAUUCUCGUGACACCUUUGAAGGAGGGGAGAUCAUGACGGGGAAGCGGAGCACACGUGCGCAAGACACCACGAAGCGCAAGCGAUAUAACGAGAGUGACGAUCCUGAUGGCUGGGAUGAUGAUUCUGAAGAGUCAGAUAGCGAGAUGGCAGAUCUGGAUCAGGACCAGGGGAGUCCCCAGGACCAAGUCAGUACAACCGAGGAAGAAUCAGAAGAAGAAGAAGAAGAAGACGACGACGACGAAAUGGAAGCAGCACCUUCAUUUCCUCCUCCCAAGCAAGCACCCUCUCGUCCUGUACCCAGAUCUACGAACCAGCAAAUACCCAGACCAAACAACAAGCAAAUCACUAACCCUGCUGUGAUUGUGACCCCAGCGGCGACCGGUACCUUCAAGUCUGUAGAGGAAAAGGAGAUGGAGAUGGCCAAUGAAGAGGAUGAAGAAUUGUCCGAGCUUGAAUCGAAUGGAGAAGACGGGCUUGAAGACACCAAUAUGGAUGCCGAGGGUGACGAGGAUGAACUCGGUGGAGAGGAAGACGCUGAAGGAGACGAAGAUAUUGAUGCCGAGGGCGAGAUUGACAGCGGUGAUGAGACCACCGGGUCAGGCUUGGGCACACCCAAACCGCAAACGAAGCGCCAACGUGGACAAGAUGAAGGAGCUUUCUUGGCAUUGCCUAUGGAGCCUCAGAUCAAGAAGAUCCUGACAGCUGACGAGCAUCGCAUGAGAAGGGCAGAGAUGGCGAGACGGCGGAAGAAUCUGAGCGAGAAGAGGAACGAAGAGGAGAAGAUGUCGACUAUCAACAGGCUUCUCAAACGACAGGUGCCCAAGCGACGAGGAAAAGCCAUGAACCCAGAGACGCUUGAGGCAGCUACCGCAGCGGAGGGUGCCACUCCUGCAGAAGACGAAGAAUUCGAGGUGGAGCGAGCCAACCCUUUAUUCGUACGCUGGGUCAACAACAAGGACGGUUCGAGGAUUGGGGUGCCGGAAGAGUGGCGCGGGAAGCAGGUUGGGAGGGUUUUCGGUCCACCGCCACCACCGCGCAAUGGUAGGCUUGUGGAAGAGAUCAGCUGA